CACUCUCACUAAAAUUAGGCACCAGGCGUGUCCGUACAGCCUUUCCCUGCACACUCACGUCUUCCUGCUUCGAAAGCGUUUGCGGACGGAGUGCUAGGACCAUGGCGGCAGUGCGCAGUCUACGGGUGUCGGUAAAGCCAGACAGUGGGCCAGACCACUCAGAAUCGGACUCGGAUUCAGACUCGGACCGAGGUGCCCGUGAAUCUGAACCGAUGGAGGUGGAGGAGGGUGAACUCGAGGUGGAAAACAUCCCCGUUAACCGGUCUUUGAAGGAAUUGUUGCCGGACACAAGUCGGCGGUAUGAGAACAAAGCUGGCACAUUCAUCACUGGAAUCGAUGUCACAUCAAAGGAGGCGAUUGAGAGGAAGGAGAAGAGAGCGGAAAGGUUCCACUUCCGUGCAGAGGCCAACCUGGCCCAGAAGAAUGUGGUGUUGGACAGAGAAACCAUGAAGAAAGCCAUCCCUAACUUGCGCCUGGAGGCGUUGCACGUGGCGGGUGUUGAUGAUAUGAGCACCCAGGAUGUGUUUGGCUACUUUAAGGAGUACCCUCCAGCACACAUCGAGUGGAUUGACGACACCUCCUGUAAUGUGGUGUGGCUGGAUGAUGUCACUUCCACCCGGGCUCUGAUCAACAUCAGCCGCAUGCCUGACCCAGAGGGGGUUACCACGGAGACAGACCGCACCAAAGAACCUGGUGAUCCCACCCAGGAGAGCAAGGCUCGCAGAGAACAAGGCUCGGAUGACGAUGAUGGAGAGGUGGAUGAGGAGGGGAAAGAGAUGGUGAAGGAGAAUGAGGGGAAAGCCUGCGAGGUAGACACAGAGAAGAAAACAGAACCAGAGACCACCCAGGUAAAACUGUGUUCAAGACUGUGGGUGUGUGGGGAAAUGUUGCAUAUUAGUUACCUGUGUGUUUGUGUGUGUGCAUUUGAGGUGGACCUGCUGUCUCAGGCAGAGAGUGAGUCUCUGCUCCGGAAUGACCUACGACCGGCCAUCAAACCCUUCAAGGGCAACAAACUCUUCCUGAGGUUGGCCACUCACGGUGAUAAGAAGGAGCUGGGUGCUGCGAGGAAGAGCAGAUAUUACAUGAAGUACGGCAACCCGAACUACGGAGGCAUGAGGGGCAUCCUCAGCAACUCCUGGAAGAGACGGUAUCACACGCGCAGAAUCGUGAGCAAGAGCAAGAAACCCCUGAUAGGGGACAGCAUGGGGGACACAUCACCCUACACACAUAGACACUCUGCUGACCUGGUCAACCUACCAGAAGAACCAAUAGAGGAAGAGGAGGAGGAGGAUGAGGAAGAGGAGGACAUGGACUCAGACGACAGGGUGGUGGAGUACAAGGAGAAGGAGAAGGAGAAGAGGGAGAGGGGGGGAGGUCCAGGGGUGGCCCUGCGGAGUCGUUUGGGCAGGCCCUCCUCUUCCCCCUCUGUCUCGUCAGACUCAGACGAAAUGGACUAUGACUUGGAGCUCAAGAUGAUCUCAACCCCCUCUCCCAAGAAGAGCAUGAAGAUGACCAUGUAUGCAGACGAGGUGGAGACCAACCUCAAGACUAUACGACACUCUUCUGUUCGCAGUGACAGCGGCUUGGGGGGUAGUGGUGUCCGGAACAGGAUUGGUGGAGGAGGAGGAAGUGGAGGAUCAGUAGGCGGGACCAAAAGCAGUGCAGUGGAGAAAGUGAUGGAUGUGAGGCAGCUAUUGGAGGAAAAAAGACAGAGCCUCACCCAGCAUAGACAGCGCACCCCUGUGGCCAGUAGUGGAAAGACAGAUGUGAGGCAGAGGUUAGGGAAGAGACCCUACUCUCCUGAGAGACGACACUCCGCCUCCCCUGUCGCCUCCCGAGACUCACCCCCUCCCCGAGAGCCAAUCACAGAUGUGCACAGCCGACUGGGCAUGGCCAAACUAGACUCCCGCGGCCUCUACUCUGAUUCGUCCAAAGACAGGAAAUCAAGUCGUCUGUGGAGCAGGCUCGGCCCCUCCUCCCAUAAGGGUGGUGUUCCCGAGCGGAAGCCUUCCAGUCGCCGUGCGGGGUCUGGAUCAGCCAGCUCCAGGUUGGGGGGGCGGGAAGGAGAAGAGGAAAAUGAGGAGGAGGACGACUCUGCACUGCAGAAGGUGUGGGGGGCCUUGAUCAAACAGAAGGAACAGCAGACCCACAAAAUGAAGAAGAGUCGGCUUGACAACCUGCCCUCGCUACAGAUUGAGAUCAGCCGGGAGAGCAGUAACGGAUCUGACUCAGACUCCUGAGACCGAGGGGGAGAAAGAAAGAGCGGGAGAUGUGUGGAUUUGGUCAUGCCUUCAUCUAGAGCUGAAAGGUGAUCAUCCACCCUCGCCCUCCUCUUGAGUUACCUUUCUUUCUCAGUGUCUGGAGGACUCUUGAUCCUUGGGCCCCUGUCGCUGUGGCCUGAUCCAUCGUACAAACAUAAAAGAAAAGACUCUUUUAUAAAGAGAAAUGAGAAAAUAAACUGGACAGAAUUUUUUUGAAAGACUGAGACGUUCUGUUUCAGGACAGGAGGCCAUUUUGUUUUUGUAUUACAUUAUCUCUGCGGCACAUGGGACUGUUGUUCUGAUCAAACCUGUUCCCAUGACAUUUCACCCUCUGAUAGCCUACCUACAUGUCAAGUCAUGUCCAAUCAUUAAUGAGCAAUAUAAAUGUCUCAAUAACCUCCUGUGAAGUCGACUACAGAAGAACUGUGACAGAGUAAGAGGCAGAUACUGAGCUUGCUCCGUCUGUUUCUCUGUGUGUGGAACCAGACACUGUAUCAUAUGUGGUAUCUGUGUGAGUGACUAUGAACAACAAAUAUAUGGUUUGUGGCAUUUUUUUUUCCUUCCAAAGGCUGAGGCCAUAGAGAAGACCACCAGAUGAAUUGAUUCUCAACUGAAAGGUUUUGUACUUUGACUGUUGGUAUUAUGUGCAAAUGGCCAAUGUUGACCAUAUUAUGUUAUUCAAGGCGGAAGAGCGUGCGUGCCAAAUGGAACCAUAUUCCAUAUGUAGUACACUACUUUUGACCAGGGCCUUAAAAGUAGUGCACUAUGUAGGGAAUAGGGUGCCAUUUGAUAUGUACACCUACAUUCCCAGAUGGAAAACAAAUUGAUUUAAGGUGUCAGCAGAAAUAAAGAGAUUUGUCUUGUUA
Oncorhynchus mykiss (rainbow trout) is the source of this 3127-nucleotide messenger RNA. The record is from RefSeq and is a predicted model, not a curated record. NCBI's taxonomy places the organism in Eukaryota, Metazoa, Chordata, Actinopteri, Salmoniformes, Salmonidae.